UUCAGCACGAGGAUGUUCUUUUGCAGAUCUGAUUGGGUUAAUUCUAGUUUAUUUGUUUGUGGAUCCCUUCUUCCAUUCAUUAUUCAGGCAACUCCAACAAGUUAUGAUGCAUUGCUCGAUGGUGGAUCUCCCUGAGGCCAUGCUGGCAGAGAUCAUUAAGAGGGUUACCAAGACAAGUGAUCUGAAUUCUAUUUCCCUUGUGUCGAAGCAGCUCUACUCAAUCGACGCGGUUCAAAGGGGUGCUAUCCACAUUGGCGGCGGCCUUUGCCCUGCUACAGAAGCAUUGACAUUAGAAGCCUUGAAAUCAAUCUGCUCCCGUUUCCCAAAUCUGCAGAAAGUGGAAAUUGACUACUCCGAUUGGAUACCUAGCCAUGGGAAUCAAUUGGACAACCAAGGCAUCCUUGUGUUUUCAUCUCGCUGCCCGUCGCUCACCGAUAUCACCUUAAGCUUUUGCUCAUACAUCAAUGACUCUGCUCUUGGUUGUCUAGCUUAUUGGAAGCAUUUGACGGCCCUCAGGCUGAACUAUGCACCAAAAAUAACUUCAAGUGGGCUUCUCUCGGUGGUGGUUGGUUGCAGGAGUCUAUCUACUCUCCACCUUAUUGAGUGUGACAAGAUAGACAACAUAAAGUGGUUGGAGGUCCUUGGUUUGGAAGGAUCAUUGGAAGAAUUUGUGGUAAAAAACUGCAAGGGAAUCAGCCAGUAUGACCUCCUAAAGUUCGGUCCAGGGUGGAUGAAGCUCCAAAAGUUUGAAUUUGAGAUGGAGGGAGAAUUUUGGGCCCGUGGAGCUGUUGAUUAUGAUUCCUCAUACAAUGCUCACAACCUGAAUAAAUAUGAUUUCUGUUGUGAGAACCUGAAGGAUUUGAGGUUGGCACGUUUUCAAACUUGGCCAGAGAUAGGACUUCGUUUUGUCCUUGGGAAGUGCAAAGCAUUGGAGAAGAUUUGCUUGCAGUAUGUUCAUGCUCUAAAUGACAAUGACAUGAUUGCAUUAUCCCAGAGCUGCAACAACCUUAAAAGCAUCUCACUUUGGCUCAGACCUCACUUCUAUGAUGGUGAUUACAGGACAUCAUUUACUGAUGACAGCCUUAAGGCUCUAGCCUGCAACUGUCCUAUGCUUGAGACUGUUGAGCUCACAUUUGUAUGUUGUGUUCCUGAAUAUCCAUCAGAAACAGGAUUCACACAUAAGGGUCUUUUGGUGCUCAUUCAGUCCUGCCCAGUUCGCGUUCUCAUGCUAAAUGGCGCCCACUUCCUUGAUGAUGAGGGGAUGAAGGUCCUCUGGUCUGCACCACUCCUGGAGACACUCGAGCUUAUGUUUUGUGAGCUGAUAACUGAUAUUGGGAUGCGCUCUGUCAUACAUAUCCCAUGCUUGAGUAAUCUCACGCUCCGGUGGUGUGAAAGUGUGACUGAUGUUGGAGUCGCUGGGCUGGUACAUGGACGUACGUUGGAGUCUUUAACUGUCGAAGGUUGUCAUCGGGUCUCUGAGCAAGCAGUGCAGGGAGCUGCCAGAUCAGUUCACUAUUCUACUGCUGCUCCAAGCCAUGCCUUCCACAAAAAAUGUACUAUUGAUGAAAUGGCCUCCAGAACAUUUAGUUAAAAUCUCCGUCUGAAUUCAUUAAGUUGUUGACCCCGCAUCAUGGAGAAAACUGCAUUUCUGCACCCAGGUUUACCGGUUGUCGUUACGCGAUUUUUCUUUUGAGUAAAUUGAGACUCCACCUCAUCACUGGCAUCACAUGGCCAUGUCUGUGAAAUCUGCUGUCGAACUCCUCUAACUUGGAAAUUUGGGUUCCGUGUUA
Molecule: messenger RNA, 1790 nt
Organism: Lolium rigidum
Lineage: Eukaryota; Viridiplantae; Streptophyta; Magnoliopsida; Poales; Poaceae
Product: F-box/LRR-repeat protein 14-like
Exons: 2
Coding region: 104-1591 (495 amino acids)
Biological process (GO): SCF-dependent proteasomal ubiquitin-dependent protein catabolic process
Cellular component (GO): SCF ubiquitin ligase complex
Molecular function (GO): protein binding
Source: RefSeq, a predicted model, not a curated record